GGAAAGCGCAUUCAUACUAGUGAUUCAACACGCUUCCUGUACGAUGAUGCGUCAACAAGUAAGGAAUAUUGGUUGUCGAUAGAUGAGAUCCGAAUAUACAUACAGUGUAUGCCGAUAUGUGAUUGCGUUAGCCGGUUGUCAUGCAAUACGUUUAGUCUAUAGGCGCAUUAAUCAGGAUGAACAUAUCGGAAUUUUUCAAUUUGACUACGGUACCCAACGUAGUUGUUACAGAACAGACUAAUGCAGUGAAAAGCACGACUAUAACGACAGACUUGAAUACAACAUUGAAACAUCCGUCUCAUGUAUUCCUUGAUGAGCCUAUAUUCGAUGGAGAUCCUCACAAAAUAAGACUAAGUCAAAGUUUGACUGCUUUGUCAAUAUUAAUUCUCGUUGAGGUCAUGCUUGGUCUGGGUUGCUCGGUUGAAAUUGACUUGCUCAGGAAACACAUCAAAAAACCUAUUGGUAUUCUUGUCGCAGGAUUUACACAAUUUAUCUUGAUGCCCUUGAUAGCUUUCGGAUUGGCGAAAGCCGCAAAUUUAUCAUCUGUUCCUGCACUGGCAACUUUAGUUACUGCUAGCGUACCAGGGGGAAUAUUAUCAAACAUUUUAGCAUGCUUAAUCAAAGGAGACAUGAGUUUAAGUAUACUUAUGACGACGACCUCAACGAUCUUAGCCUUGGCGUUUAUUCCUCUCAAUUUGUUCUUAUAUGGUUCUCAUUGGCUCCCAGUUGAUACAGGACUUGGUACAAUAGUCCCUUACUCAUCUAUUAUCUUGUCGUUUGCACUCAUGAUUGGACCCACUCUGUGUGGAAUAUUUAUAAAAUGGAAAUGGCCGGAAAUAGCCGGAAAAAUUACGACGGUUUGCAAAGUUUUGCUGAUUUUAACAAUUUCCGCCCUUAUUGUGAUAUCAGUGUUCCUGUAUGAAACUGAAUUAUUGAGAAAUAUACCACCCAAGUUAUGGCUAAUUGCCAUAUUUAUGCCAGCUAUCGGGUUCACCUUAGGAUUCAUAGGCUCAACUAUUUGCGGACUACGGGGAUCGGCAAGAAAAACUGUUGCAAUUGAAACAGGGUGUCAAAACAGUCAUAUGGGAGCAGCCAUACUUAAAGUCGCAUUUCCCGCCCAAAUGAUUGGGAGUUUUUUCCUUUUUCCCUUGGUAUACGGUGGAUUACAAUUUCUGGAAGGUGUUGUUCUUGUCAUAAUUACCUUGUUAUACAUGCAACUAACGCCCGAAUCAGCUCAGGAGACAAACUUUGGAGAUGAUGACAGUUCAAAAGCAGCGAAAGAAAAAUCAAUGUGGCAAAAACUGGAGGCAUGGCAACAGACUUGGUUGUCACGCCGUGGUGCCAGUGACAAACAACAUAUUUUACCAGGGGAGAAAAUAGUUCAUAACGAAGCAUCGGGUAUCGUAACAACAGUCGCACAGGACAUUGCUGAUGAGGCAUCACGCAGUCCAAAAUAAUACAGUGAUUGCGAAUAAAUCAAUACAGUUUUUUACCAACAGUGCCUCGAUCAGCGAUGAAUGUCACGGUGAAUAAUGUAGGCAUUCGUAUAAAUUAACAGCUUACUCGGAUUUAAAUUAGCAUGUUUCUAUUUUGCAGGUGUGAUAAGCAGUAAAUAUUAAAAGUAUUUCGCGCAACACAACCAUAAAAUUAAUGAAUUGUGCUAAUAUAUAUUGAAAAACACGAUUACCUUAUCGCCGUGAAGCAAAAAGCGCUCUAGUGCAUGAAAAAGCGAAUAUUUAUUGAGUAUAAUAUCCCUAUCUAAACAAUAGUUUUUGUAAUAUUGACAAAAUGUGUAGGCCUACACUCUUAUACUCAUUUUGCAAGACAGAAAUAGACAUUUUUAUAUUGUCAGUAUUUUCAUAUAUUGCAAGCGACACAUAAACAGAAAUUUUCGUGUUCUCAGCAUUUUUAUUUUAGCGAAUGCACCAUCUACUCCGACAAGGAUCAUUUCAAUCAUUUUUAUUUUCUAUCUUUCUGUAGUUAUUAAAUAGGAGCAUGACUAUAAA
Molecule: messenger RNA, 2006 nt
Organism: Styela clava
Lineage: Eukaryota; Metazoa; Chordata; Ascidiacea; Stolidobranchia; Styelidae
Product: hepatic sodium/bile acid cotransporter-like
Cellular component (GO): membrane
Source: RefSeq, a predicted model, not a curated record